UUGAGAUCUCCUCGACACAGCAAGAUUUGGUCUCAUUUUCAAUCCUCAAAAGCUUGAGAGAGAGAGAGAGAGAGAGAGAGGACCAGACAACGCAUUUCCUCUCUCCUUUCUGCCUCAAAACAAAAGCAAUGCAAAUUCCAUGGUGAUUGUAGAGAGAGAGAGAGUGCAGAACAGGAGCCAUUUCGUUUUUGCCUCUCUGGGUCAAGUGAAAAAGCAAAAAAGCUGGAGACUUGCAUCUUUUAUUAGCUCCAUAACCAGCUGAAUUUCAUCCUCCGAAGCGAGCUGGUGAUGGAAAGAGACGACGUCGUCUCGUGGCGGAGGAGGACCUGCGACGUCGACGCCUUCGAUCCGCUUCAGCCCCCUGAUUCCGGAGAGGCUCACGUCCUGGCCGUCGAUGACAGCUUCGUCGAUCGGAAAGUCAUCGAGCAAUUGCUCAGAAUCUCUUCCUUCAAAGUGACCACUGUGGAAAGUGGAAGCAGAGCUCUGCAGUUUCUGGGUCUGGACGAUGACAAAAGCUCCGGUCGUUUCAAUGGGUUGAACUUGAAGGUGGAUUUGAUCAUCACGGACUAUUGCAUGCCUGGAAUUAGUGGAUAUGAUUUGCUCAAAAGAAUCAAGGAAUCGUCUGCUUUGAGAGAGAUACCCGUUGUGAUCAUGUCAUCCGAAAAGGUCUUGGCACGUAUGGACAGGUGUUUGGAGGAAGGAGCAGAGGAGUUCAUCGUGAAGCCUGUGAAGCUAUCGGACGUGAAGCGACUGAAAGCGUACAUGAGGAGAGAUUUUGGAGAGAGAAACGAAACCGAAACCGAAAACACAGCGAAGGUGAAUCCCAAGAGAAAGCUGCGAGAGGAGGACCACGACGACGAUUACGAUGAUUCGGAUCUCUCGGCGUCGUCGCCAUCGCCAUCGCCGCCAGCUUGUUCUGUCUCGUCGUCGCCACCGUCGACUUCUUCGUCUUCCCCGUCGUCGCCCUCCAAGGCUGCUGCCGCUUCCGCUUCGGCUCCAUCCUCGGCAACGUCCACGGACAAAAGACGGCUGAGGAUGAACGGCUUGGGUUUUAGGCCUUUAAAGCUCCUUGAAGAAAGUACGGGAGAGCAGAACUCAAAUUUUGACUCCGGCAAACAGACUCUCAUGGCUUCGGUGAAGAACCGAAGCUUCUUCCUUCUCAUGUCGGUUCUCUUCCUUGGGAUUGUUCCCGACACUCGCCUCGUCAACGCCCAGCAAAACAUCGAGGUCUUCUAUCCGAGCUCACCACCCACCCCUGCCCCCACCCCUCCGACCAACCCCCCGGCCUCCCCGUCGACGCCGCCGCCACCACCUCAGGUAGUACUGCAGCCCCCGCCGCAGCCGCCACCCCCUUCGCCUCCUACAUCAGACAAGCAGACCAUCGCCACGGCGGUGGCGGCCACCGCGGCGAGCACGCUGGUGAUAUCCGGGUUGUUCUUCUUCCUGCUCAAGAGGCACGCGGCCUCGCGGCGCAGGAAGGAGGAGAGCGGCUCCAACGGCGGUCUCCCGACCAUCUCACGCGACGGCUUUACGCGGUUCGAUGGUAAUGUCAGGGGACUGAUAGUGGAUGAGGAUGGACUGGAUGUUCUUUAUUGGAGGAAGCUUCAGGGGAGCAGCGGCAAGAACAACUUCGAAAAGGAGGCAUUGCGGAGCCCGAAAGGAGGAGGUGGAGAAACGGAUGAGGUAGGCGGGGCGCCUAGAAGAGAUCGCCGAGGAAACUCCGAGCCCAUCCAGGAAAUCCAUUUGCUCCGAGAGAAGUCCACGACUUCCUACGACCCACUUAAACCUGAAGCAAACGACGCGGUUCAGAAUGUCGUGCCCGCUUUUCCGUCUCCUCCGCCUGCCGGGCUCCUCCUAGAGGCUUUGGAGAUAUCCACCGCGUCAAUUCGCCCGCCAAAUGUUCCUGCUCCGCCGGUGGCGCCACCACCUAUUCCACCAUUAGCACCACCCAAAAGGUCAACGGAGGUACUCACCUCAUCAGCAAUCGGAACCAAUACAAAGGCCGCACCACCACCCCCUCCACCAAUCCCAGCCACGAAAGCACCACCGCCUCCUAAGGCAGGCGGUCUGGCUUCAUCACUAAAACCUCCACCGCCGUUGCCGAAAGCAAUGCCAGGCGCCAAUAAACCAGGGGACUCGUCAUCGGGGGGCGCUCAAACCGGAACAGAUCAGGUGAAGCUGAAGCCACUGCACUGGGAUAAGGUGAACAUUGCCAACACGGAACAUUCUAUGGUGUGGAACAAAAUCGAGGGUGGCUCUUUCCAGUUUGAUGAUGAUAUGAUGACAGCUCUAUUCGGAUCCGUUGCCACGAACCGCAAAUCUCCUCGAGGGAACACAAGUUCAGCGAUUCCUGGUGCCAUCAUUCCGGGCCCAUCAGGACAGAUCUUCAUACUUGAUCCUCGGAGGUCACAGAACAUCACGAUUGUGCUCAAGUCUCUGAAUGUUUCGCGCAAAGAAAUUCUCAAUGCGCUCGCCGAAGGCCAAGGCCUAAAUGCCGAUACUCUUGAAAAGCUCGACAGGAUCGCCCCCGCGAAAGAAGAGGAAGCCCAGAUCCUUGGAUUCGGCGGCGACACUACAAGACUCGCCGAUGCAGAAUCUUUCCUCUACCACCUCCUCAAAGCUGUCCCCUCCGCUUUCACUCGUUUCGGUGCCAUGCUGUUUAGGCUGAACUACGAAUCAGAGAUCCUACAGCUCAAAGAAUCUGUACAAACAAUUGAAUCGGGGUGCAAAGAGCUUCGAUCACGAGGACUCUUCAUGAAACUUUUGGAAGCGAUCCUUAAGGCCGGCAAUCACAUGAAUGCCGGCACUUCCCGAGGAAAUGCGCAAGCCUUCAACCUUACCUCUUUGCGAAAACUCUCUGAUGUCAAAAGCACUGACGGAAAGACUACCUUGCUUCACUUUGUCGUGGAAGAAGUGGUCCGAGCAGAGGGGAAACGCUGCGUCACCAACCGGAACCGUAGCUUGAGCCGCACCAGCAGCCAGAGCAGUAGCACGAGCGCAAAUUCUGAGAAUCGGUUGUCGAGAGAGGAAAGAGAGAAGGAGUAUAUGAUGUUAGGAUUGCCUGUCGUAGGAGGUCUCAGCACUGAGUUCUCUAACGCGAAGAAAGCCGCAGCACUUGACUAUGAAAUCUUCGCUGCCUCAUGCACAGCUCUCACGUCCCGUAUGGAGGAAAUCUGGCAAAUCGUGUCUCAAGCCACCGGGGAUGUAGGAGGGUUCGUGAGAGUAAUGCAAGGAUUUCUCGAAGCCGCCCAAGAUGAAUUGAGUGCCUUGAGGAAAGAUCAGGCAGCUGUGACGGAGAUGGUGAAGAGGACAACUGAGUACUACCAAGCAGGGGCCUCAAAGGACAAAGGAGCAAACCCACUUCAGCUGUUUGUUAUUGUGAAGGAUUUCCUGAACAUGGUUGAUCAGGCGUGUGUCGAAAUUGCUCGAGACAAGCAGAGGAGGAGAACGGCAGCAGUGAGCACGGGGUCAUCGCCGCCAACAUCUCCAGCAACAAGACCCCCUGUGAGGUUCCCAAAGUUGCCACCACAUUUCCUGUCGGAUAAGUCCAGAAGCGCGUCUAGCGGAUCUGAUACAGAUUUCUGAUUCGGCUCAUAUUUGAAAGGGAUCAAGCUAGUGUGUUUAGGCAUAGUAGAAACUGUACUAUACGAGGACGCAUCAAGCGUUCUUUCAUUCCCAUCACAUUCUUUCCCAAUUAUUGGUAAAUAUGAUCCUGCAUAUCAGUUUUUUUCAUCACUUGCUGUUGCAAUGUUGUCUCUCUCGUUGCUCGAGUCCGGAUACAAUUGUCGAGCUUGAUCAUUAUUCUUUAGUCCAAGAUGAUUGAAGGAAAAGAUUGUCUUUUGUGCACGUUCCACGAGUGAUAACUACUACUGUGUUUUGGUAGAGAAGAACCUUCAAUUCCUGAGAUCUGUCCAGGCUUCACAGAUUCUGAAAUGUGACAGACCCAGAAACUAUUUCAG
Messenger RNA from Rhodamnia argentea, 3959 nucleotides. Its product is annotated as formin-like protein 8. Lineage: Eukaryota; Viridiplantae; Streptophyta; Magnoliopsida; Myrtales; Myrtaceae. The coding region runs from base 289 to 3585 and encodes 1098 amino acids. The transcript has 8 exons. Gene Ontology annotation, biological process: actin nucleation; actin cytoskeleton organization; phosphorelay signal transduction system. Gene Ontology annotation, molecular function: actin filament binding. The record is from RefSeq and is a predicted model, not a curated record.